Molecule: messenger RNA, 1041 nt
Organism: Juglans regia (Persian walnut)
Lineage: Eukaryota; Viridiplantae; Streptophyta; Magnoliopsida; Fagales; Juglandaceae
Exons: 1
Coding region: 1-1041 (346 amino acids)
Molecular function (GO): catalytic activity
Source: RefSeq, a predicted model, not a curated record
AUGAAAAUACUUAGCUGGAACUGCCGGGGGCUUGGGAACCCCCGAACAGUUCAGAACCUUCUCCUGUUGGUGAAGGAUAAGACACCCAAUUUAGUCUUCUUGAUGGAGACAAAACUAGUAGCUAGUAAGGUUGAGGGAAUUAAAAGGAGACUGGGAUGGGAGGGAUGUUUUGUUGUGGACCCGAUGGGGAGAAAAGGGGGGCUGGCAUUGCUGUGGUGCAAGGAAAAAGAGGUGGAGAUUCUCAACUACUCUCAACACCAUAUUAAUGCAAUGGUUAGGAGUGAAGAGAAGAAAAUGUUGUGGCUGCUCUCUGGCUUCUAUGGGCAUCCAAUGGUGAGUAAAAGAGAAAACACUUGGGAUCUAUUGUCUUUAUUAAAUUCUGAUUGUGAAAUGCCUUGGUGUGUAAUAGGAGAUUUCAAUGAAAUUUUGUGUCAAUCUGAAAAAAUGGGGGGCAGACCUAGGCCAGAGACUCAGAUGGUUGAUUUUAGGAAAGCUUUGGAUGAUAAUAGACUAUUUGACUUAGGGUGGAAGGGAAACAAAUACGCGUGGAGUAACAAGCACAUGGAUAGCACCUUUACUAAGGAGAGACUCGACAGGGCUGUUGCUAAUCUAAAGUGGUCUGAAACUUUUUGUGAUAGAGUGUUGGAGACUCUGAAUGUAGUCCAAUCAGAUCAUAUGGCAUUAAUGCUUGACUUGAGACAGCAAUACUUAGUGAAUAGAAAGAGAAGAAGGGUGUUUAGAUUUGAAGCAAAGUGGAUAAGGGAUGAGGAGGGGGCUGGUGUGGUAGAAAGGGCUUGGAGGAGGGCUGAUGCAGAUCCAAACCCAAUUAGGAAUAUUCAAAGAAAGCUGAAUGGGUGUAAAGGAGAUUUAAUCAGGUGGGGUAAUUCAAAAGAUAAAGAGGUGAUAGUUUUGUUGAAACAGAAAACUGAAAGGCUGAAAAGGGAACAAGAAAGUGAAGGGCCUCAUAAUGCUGAACUAAUUAGAAAACUUCAAGAAGAGAUGGGGACUUUGUUGGGGCAGGAAGAUCUUAAAUGGCUGUAG